AAACUCUUUUUCUUCUAAUAUAUUGAUGGGCAAUCCUUUUGCAUGUUUGCGAAAAAAAAAGUCAACCCGCAGGUUAUGUGUCCUUUUCCAGAUAUAGAAAUCAUAAUAUGGGGAUGUACUGAAGCAUCGCCUAGCUUUUUAAUCUAUGGAUGUGUUGUAUACUUGUAUAGAAACUCAACACAUGAUGGAUGUGUGCCACCAUGCUGAUGGCACAGUUGACUCGCAUUACAAAAUGCAGUUCAGUACAGUUUAAGGUCAGAUAAACGUAUCGUCAUAUACAACAGUAGAACUCUCCAAUCAGAUCAACCGCGGUGGACUUGGACCGCGAUGCUCGCCGUAGUGAUCAUCAUGCCACGAUAGAGAGUAAGGAGAUGGGUUGCCACCAGGUCGUCGUUACGGGAGUUCUUGUGCUGGUUUUGGCCGCCUCCGUCAGCGAUCGUGCAGCUGCGUGCGUCGAGGCCGAGAGGGAGGCGUUGCUGUCCUUCCUCGCCGAGGCCGCGCCGCCGGCAGGCGAUGGCAUCGUCGGCGAGUGGCAACGGUCGCCAGACUGCUGCACGUGGGACGGCGUGGGGUGCGGCGACGACGGCGAGAUCACGCGUCUGUCGCUGCCGGGGCGUGGGCUCGGCGGGACGAUCUCGCCGUCGAUCGGCAACCUCACCGCGCUCGUGUAUCUCAACCUAUCCGGCAACGACCUCUCCGGCCCUUUCCCCGACGUGCUGUUCUUCCUGCCCAAUGUCACCAUUGUUGACGUCAGCUACAACUGCAUCUCCGACGAGCUACCUGACAUGCUGCCGCCGGCGGCGGCGGACAUUGUCCAAGGUGGCCUCUCGCUUCAGGUGCUCGACGUGUCGAGCAAUCUCUUGGCGGGGCAGUUCCCGUCCGCGAUCUGGGAGCACACGCCGCGCCUCGUGUCGCUGAAUGCCAGCAACAACAGCUUUCGUGGCACGAUCCCGUCCUUGUGCGUGAGCUGCCCGGCGCUCGCCGUUCUUGACCUCUCCGUCAACAUGCUCACCGGGGCUAUCUCCCCCGGGUUCGGCAACUGCUCGCAGCUGCGCGUUCUCAGCGCCGGCCGCAACAACCUCACCGGCGAGCUCCCCGGCGACAUCUUCGACGUGAAGUCGCUGCAACAUCUCCAUCUCCCGUCUAAUCAGAUUGAAGGCCGGCUUGAUCAUCCGGAGUGCAUCGCGAAGCUGACCAAUCUUGUUACGCUUGAUCUGAGCUAUAAUCUGCUCGCCGGCGAACUGCCGGAGUCGAUCAGCCAGAUCACGAAGCUGGAAGAGGUCCGACUCAUUCAUAACAACCUCACCGGAAAACUCCCACCGGCAUUGAGCAACUGGACCAGCCUCCGGUGCAUCGACCUCCGGUCGAACAGGUUCACCGGCGACCUCACGGGCAUUGACUUCUCCGGCCUCGACAACCUCACCAUCUUCGACGUGGACUCCAACAACUUCACUGGCACCAUCCCGCCGAGCAUCUACUCCUGCACGGCGAUGAAGGCGCUGCGCGUCAGCCACAACCUCAUCGGCGGGCAAGUCGCGCCGGAGAUCAGCAACCUGAAAGAGCUCCAAUUCUUGUCGCUGACAAUCAACUCCUUCGUCAACAUCAGCGGCAUGUUCUGGAAUCUCAAGGGCUGCACGAGCCUCACCGCGCUGCUCGUGUCCUACAACUUCUACGGCGAGGCGCUGCCGGACGCCGGCUGGGUCGGCGACCACAUCAAGAGCGUCCGGGUGAUUGUGAUGGAGAACUGCGCGCUGACGGGCACGAUCCCGUCGUGGCUGUCGAAGCUGCAAGACCUCAACAUUCUGAAUCUCUCCGGCAAUCGCCUCACCGGGCCGAUCCCGAGCUGGCUCGGCGGCAUGUCGAAGCUGUACUACCUGGACCUGUCCGGCAACCUCCUGUCCGGGGAGAUACCGCCGUCGUUGAAGGAGAUACGGUUGCUGACGUCCGAGCAGGCCAUGGCAGAGUUCAAUCCAGGCCAUCUCCCGCUCAUGUUCUCCGUGAAGCCGGACAGGCGAGCCGCGGAUCGGCAGGGCCGCGGGUACUACCAGCUGUCGGGCGUUGCCGCAACGCUCAACUUGAGCGACAACGGCAUCACCGGCACGAUCUCGCCGGAAGUCGGGAAGCUGAAGACGCUCCAAGUGCUCGACGUCAGUUACAACAACCUCUCCGGCGGCAUCCCGCCGGAGCUGAGCAACCUCACCAAGCUGCAGAUUCUUGACUUGCGAUGGAACCACCUGACCGGGACGAUCCCUCCUUCGCUCAACGAGCUCAACUUCCUCGCCAUCUUCAACGUCGCGUACAACGACCUCGAGGGGCCGAUCCCGACCGGCGGCCAGUUCGACGCGUUCCCGCCAAGAAGCUUCAAGGGGAAUCCGAAGCUCUGUGGUCUGGUGAUUUCUGUCCCAUGUAGCAACAAAUUCGAGGCUAGGUACCAUACUUCGUCCAAGGUCGUGGGGAAGAAGGUCCUGAUCGCCAUCGUUCUUGGAGUUUCAUUUGGUCUGGUCAUUCUCAUCGUCUCCCUCGGAUGCCUUGUGAUUGCCGUCAGAAGAGUCAUGUCUAAUGGAGCGGUUCAUGAUGGCGGGAGAGGCGUGGGUGCCUCACUGUUCGACUCCAUGUCGUCGGAGCUGUACAAUGAUAAUGAUAGCUCCAAGGACACGAUCUUUUUCAUGUCGGAGGUCGCCGGCGAGGCGGCGAAGGCCGUGACGUUCGUCGACGUUCUGAAGGCGACCAACAACUUCAGCCCGGCGAACAUCAUCGGCUCGGGCGGGUACGGCCUGGUGUUCCUCGCCGAGAUGGAGGACGGCGCCCGGCUCGCCGUGAAGAAGCUGAACGGCGACAUGUGCCUGGUGGAGCGGGAGUUCCAGGCGGAGGUGGAGGCGCUGUCCGCGACGCGCCACGAGAACCUCGUCCCGCUCCUGGGCUUCUGCAUCCGCGGGCGGCUGCGGCUGCUGAUCUACCCGUACAUGGCGAACGGCAGCCUCGAGGACUGGCUGCACGAGCGCCACGCCGGUGGUGGCGCCCCGCAGCAGCUGGACUGGCGCGCCAGGCUCAACAUCGCGCGCGGCGCCAGCCGCGGCGUCCUCCACAUCCACGAGCGCUGCAAGCCCCACAUCGUGCACCGCGACAUCAAGUCGAGCAACAUCCUCCUCGACGAGGCCGGCGAGGCCCGCGUCGCCGACUUCGGGCUGGCGCGCCUCAUCCUCCCCGACCGGACGCACGUCACGACGGAGCUGGUCGGCACGCCGGGGUACAUCCCGCCGGAGUACGGCCAGGCGUGGGUGGCGACGCUGCGCGGCGACAUCUACAGCUUCGGCGUCGUGUUGCUGGAGCUGCUCACGGGGAGGCGGCCCGUGGAGACAUUGCCGCCGCCGCAGGGGCAGCAGUGGGAGCUCGUCCGGUGGGUGAUGCAGAUGCGGUCGCAAGGGAGGCACGCCGAGGUGCUCGACCCGCGGCUGAGGGGCAAUGGCGACGAGGCACAGAUGCUGAACAUGCUCGACCUCGCAUGCCUCUGCGUCGACUCGACGCCGUUCAGCCGGCCGGAGAUACAGGAUGUGGUCAGAUGGCUCGACAACGUCGACACCAUUGGCAGAGCAGACGUCUGAUCAGGCUCUCCGAAACGGGGCAUUCUGUUCGCUGCGCAGGUGUCACAAUGAAAUUAUUGACAGUAAUCUGAACACUGGAAAUCACGUGUUGCUGGAGGCCUGGAGCAGCGAGUUGCUUAACCAUCCUGUAGAAUGGCACUCUCAAAGUGUUCCAAAUUUCAGAUCCAGAAACUUCUGUGAGACUAAGCAGCUGGUACAUCUGUCUCGGCCCGUAAAACACGUCGGCCCAUUUCAGAUGGAUGCAGACAGGGGAGUUCUGGACUUCUGAGAAAUGCAAGAUCCUACCUCACUGGUGUGUAAGAUUCAUCUAAAUUACUACUUCA
Molecule: messenger RNA, 3925 nt
Organism: Oryza sativa Japonica Group (Japanese rice)
Lineage: Eukaryota; Viridiplantae; Streptophyta; Magnoliopsida; Poales; Poaceae
Product: tyrosine-sulfated glycopeptide receptor 1
Biological process (GO): protein phosphorylation
Molecular function (GO): protein binding; protein kinase activity; ATP binding
Source: RefSeq, a predicted model, not a curated record